GAAGGACCAGGCUCAGACCGGACCCGGCACACCUCUCGCUCCAGCGGCUGCCCCCCCAGGUCAGCCCACCAUGGAUUUUGUCGGCUCUGCCAUCGGGGCGACCAUAGGGAUCGGGAUGAAGAACAAACUCAAAGGAGCAGCCAUCGGAGCCGCUGUCGGAGUAGGAGUGGCACUCAUUGGCAUCCCGGCGGGCAUUUGCGCCCUGGGCUUUACAUCAACCGGCAUCGCCGCUGGGUCCGUGGCUGCCAAGAUGAUGUCAGCAGCUGCCAUAGCCAACAACGGAGGAGUGGCUGCCGGCAGCGCCGUGGCGGUGCUGCAGUCGAUCGGAGCUGCAGGUUUCUCUCUUGGUGCCAAAAUUGGGCUGACAUCUACCCUGGGGCCGCUGGGUGCAGCAGCCGGUGCCAAGCUGGUCAAGGGGAAGACAACUCCAGGUGACAAAGGUGACAAAGGUGACAAAGGUGACGAAGAUGACAAAGGUGACAAAGGUGACAAAGGUGACAAAGAUGUAGAAGGUGAUGAAGAUGACAAAGGUGACGAAGGUGACAAAGGUGACGAAGAUGACAAAGGUGAUGAAGGUGACGAAGGUGACAAAGGUGACAAAGGUGACGAAGACUAGAAGGUGCCUGAGCCUGAGGUUUCUGCCAGGCAGCAUGGCAGGCACUGGGAAGCCCCCGCAGACCCCCCAGCGACUCGCCCACUGCGGAUCCGCUUGAGCAAUGAGUGCACUGAAACCAAUAAAAGUGGUUUGCAGG
Molecule: messenger RNA, 752 nt
Organism: Gymnogyps californianus (California condor)
Lineage: Eukaryota; Metazoa; Chordata; Aves; Accipitriformes; Cathartidae
Product: interferon alpha-inducible protein 27-like protein 2A
Exons: 6
Coding region: 71-616 (181 amino acids)
Biological process (GO): apoptotic signaling pathway
Cellular component (GO): mitochondrion; membrane
Source: RefSeq, a predicted model, not a curated record